Messenger RNA from Microplitis mediator, 1020 nucleotides. RefSeq lists its product as uncharacterized. Lineage: Eukaryota; Metazoa; Arthropoda; Insecta; Hymenoptera; Braconidae. The record is from RefSeq and is a predicted model, not a curated record. The transcript is spliced from 2 exons. The coding region runs from base 134 to 811 and encodes 225 amino acids.
UUGCACGUCAGAGAGUGAGUAUAUAAAAGUAUAAGUUGGUUGUAAGGUUCAUUUCCGAAUCGAAGGUCGAACUAGUAAGUCUAGUGUUCAAGUCAAAAGUUGUUACAAAAAUUUCAAAAAUAUUUUAAUAAAAAUGAAGACUACUUUAUUCACGUGUUUCAUUGUUGUGGCACAUUUGAGCUUACAAGUAUUUGCUGCACGGGUACCGUUCAAUCUCCCGCCAGAAGAAAAAGUCACCGAUUCAGGGGAACAAAUUAGUGAUGCAUUGCUUUUAGAUAAAAAUUUUGCGAUUUCGACAGUGAGUAAUUUAAUGAGCGCCUUAGGACUCAGUGACUCUUUAGAUGAUUUUUUAAAACUCAAUGAGACUCAAAUUCUAUCGAGAGUCAAUAAUCUGAAGACUGCAUUGGAGUUUGAUAAAGACGAGUCUGCUCUGGUGAUCAACGAAAUCCAGAAAUUGAGCCGUUAUGAUAUUGACGAUUUAUCAAAAUUAUCUGAACAUGAGAUCGUUGCAAUUUUAAGAAGUAUCGUUAAUAUUCUGGGCACUAACGAAUAUGCGAUUAUCGGAAAACUUCUUGAUGUCGGGCGCUCAUCUUCAAAUCUAACUGAAAAUCGAGCAAAUGCUUUAAGACAUACUAUUGGUGUUCUUCAUCUCGUGCUCGAAAAAUUGUCCCGGCCAAAUGAAAUUGAAAAUUUAGUUCGUUCAAACAAAAAUGAAAUAGUUUCUGGUCUUGGCAAUUUUGUUCUGUUCUUCAAAAUGUACAGAGGGGACCUUCUUCUGCAAUCAAUUGUUAAUGGAAUGAAAAAUAAUUAAAAAUAAUAAUGUUUUUUUUUAAAUACGAAUAAAUUUUGCUUGUAAAAAUUGUUAAUUAUUAUUUUUUCUAUUUGUAAAAUUAAAUUCAACUCCGAAAUAAUUUGUCAAGAUAUUGAUAAGUAAUUCUUAUAAUUAGUUAUCUAAUCAAUUAAAAAAAAUUACAAUAUUAUAUUAAUGAGUGGAUAAUAAAAGAAAAAAAGUGAAAACUA